This is a messenger RNA of Apis mellifera (honey bee), 1233 nucleotides long. It is a transcript of the gene spn-F, whose product is annotated as protein spindle-F. NCBI's taxonomy places the organism in Eukaryota, Metazoa, Arthropoda, Insecta, Hymenoptera, Apidae. The transcript is spliced from 5 exons. The coding region runs from base 99 to 1178 and encodes 359 amino acids. The record is from RefSeq and is a predicted model, not a curated record.
UAAGAAGAAUUUAUUUUAUUUAUGUAUUUCCUACUAUUAGAAAAAUUUUUCUGAUUAUGAAAUUGUAUUUUCACUUUUGCUAAUUUUAUUACUACGAUAUGAAUGACAUGGAACAAUUGGAAAAUACGGAUAAUGGAAAAUGUAGUUCUUAUUAUGCCUUAUUAGUUGCAUUUAAAACUAUGAAUGAACGUUGUCAACAAUUAGAAACAAGAUUAGCAACUGUUGAAGAAGAGAAUAUGUGUUUAAGACUUGAAUGUGGAAAAGAUGAGUCUGCAAUAAUUACAAAAAUUAAUGAUAAUAAUGAAAAAACUAUUGUGCAAAGUUUAAAGGAAAAAAUAGAAGAACUUAAAAAACAAAAAUCUCAACUUACUCAUCAAGUUUUUAUGGUAGCAGCAGAAAAUCGCCAAUUAUGGAACAGAUUGAGUAAAUUAACAAAAACUAAUAAAUCUUUAGGAAGUCAAUUGACAAAAAUUUCUGAUACACUUAAACAACAUUCUCCAGUACAAGCAUCAGACAUUAUCUCUUAUAAUUUUCGAGAUAUUUUUAAUUCUACUAAAGAAGAUAAUAAUCAGCAAUGUACAUUAGUUACAAACAAUGGUGAGAAAGAACAAAGCUUAGAGGAAAUAUCACUUAGACUUAUAAAUAGUAUUAUGUUGGAAAAAUCAGAUCUUGAACAGCAAUAUGCAGAGAUGGUUGAAAUGCAAAAUAAUACUGAAUUAGAUUUACGAAAUAUUGGUUUUACUUAUCCAGAGGACUCAGAUACAGAUUUAGAAUUAUUAAAACAACAUGAUAUUAGAUUGUCGCAAAUGAAAAACAGUUUAUUAGCUCAACAAAUAAAACUAAAAAAAGCAUUGCAAAAUUUAAAAAAAAAGAAAGAAGGAUUAAUGUGUAAUAAUUGUCGUACAAAUGCAAAUAAAAAAAUGUGUCAAGCAAGUACUCAGUUUAAUUUUAAUGAAAAUAUUAAAGAACAUAGUGCAACUCAAACCAGUCUCCAAACUUCGAGUCUAUCUUUAGAAAAAUAUUCCAAUUCAACAGAUAAUACAGACCAAGACAAUAAAAUUUGUCCAUUGUGUGGAAUGUUUUAUGGAAGAACUACUACAUUUGCUGAUUUCCAUGAACAUGUUUUAAGUCAUUUUAAUAAAGAUCUAUCUGUAGAUGGUUUUGAAAUUCUUCAUUAAUGAAAAUGGAGGUUAUAAACAGCAUCUUAAUUUUCUAAAAUUUUAUAUAUCAUUA